AUGCUACGUGGAUUUUCGCUGAAUUCUUAUGGAAAUGUUUAUGGACUUGGCCAUGAAAAUCUGAAGAUAAUUAGUGAAUUAAAACAAGUACCUAGACUGACUUGUGCUAAUUUUACCACCUUCGGGAAACAUAUAAAAGAAGAAUUUCAGUUAUUCAAAACUCAGUUACAAAGUGAAUCUUCAGCAUUAAGUUUAAACAGUGCUACAGAGGUUCAGGCUAUUGCACUGAUGAUUGUGGCGUUGUCCUCAAACUCGAGUGGAAUACAGAAUGCGGACAAGGACUAG
Molecule: messenger RNA, 285 nt
Organism: Clunio marinus
Lineage: Eukaryota; Metazoa; Arthropoda; Insecta; Diptera; Chironomidae
Source: the annotation of a GenBank genome assembly